CCAACGAAACUGGCGGCGCGCGCGAAGCGCACCGCGCGAUUUUGGCGCUUGUUUGCUUGCUUGACCUCGCUUCCCUUCCUCGGUAUAUCCGGUGUGUAUGAGCACGACGAGGUGACUGCCGCCGUUUCGCUCUCUCGCAUUUAGGAUUUUCUAUUUCGCUGUCGCAACGGCACCCCGGAUCAAAAGAAGUUAAAGAAAACGCCAAGCUUGUUUCUUCGACGCCUGCCUCCCCCCUCACCCGCCCACCCCACACAGCCGUCCAAACAGGUGUCGUACCCCCGCGUCGUUCACGUACGGUACAUGUUGUCGCGAUUUCAACGGCGUUGCCGCCGUUCCCAUCGCGUCACCACUGCGACAACCUGUGCGUGUGCCGCCGCUCGACAGCAUUCCCGCAUGGCAACAUCUCGCACGACGGCCCGCCUCUUUGUUGGGUAGCGUGCUCGCUUGAUAGCGCCUCGAAAAAGCGAUCGACUAACGAGAGCGCAAUGGACGAAGAGGAUGCCACAACGGCCGCUGCGACGACGUCGUCCGCGGACAACAGCCCCUCUCGUGCUCGUAGAAGGGGUGUCGCUGGUGGUAGUGCGCGCGGCAACAGGCUCGCCCGCGGCCUGGCGACGUGCAACUGUGCCUCGUACUGCUACUUCUCGCUCGCCCUGGUGCUGUUUUCGCUGGGCACCGUGCUCACCAUACUCGUGCUCGAUGACAGCGAGCAGAUGUUUCCCAACCUGACUCACAUGUGGCUCAUCGGGCCAAUUUUCAUCAGUUCGGGACUGAUGUUUGCCGUGAAAACGAUCAUGUACCUGCGCAGGGAGACGAUGAUCGCCUACUUGGCGAGGCAGCACUCCCUACUACGCGAGCUGCAUCUUGUGGCCGUGGAGCCAGGAUUGUUAAGGGGCCUUCAACAGAGGGCGGCAUCCCUGCCGCCUCCGUACGAGGCGGUGGCCACGGGCUACGACUCUCCAAUGUGCCACGGGUCGACAACAGCUGCAGCAUUUCCACUGCUGAUGGCCACCACGGAAGAGGACCCGCCCUCGUACGAGGAGGCCCUCCUGCUCAUUCGUGGUGGCUCCGGACCCUCUCCGGCCAUAAAAACGGUGCCUGAGGUAUCGCCCCCGCCACAGUCAUCACAGCCUCCUGGAGCACCCGUGACAGUGAUUGCAGUGCAGGAGGACUUACCUGACCGGUAGCAGCUGCCGAGCCCAACCCUUUGGCGAUGAUCUGGUGCCUAGAUCUGCUUUGCGGCAUGUGACCCCGCGGCAAAUGAGUGUACUGCCCGGCUAUUGUUUCUUCGGUUAUGGUUGUUUUUCCGCAUCACUGUGAUGACGACUUAAAAGACUCGACUUUGCGCUUUGUCAAUUUGAUUCCGCAUUUGGUUACAGCAAUGCGGAGUUCAUUUACGAGUGCCUUGUGGCAGUGUGAACAAAAAAAAAUGGGCUUGUGGCGACUGUGUUUGCAGUGAGUAACCUGACCUGUGAUUUCAGGGAUUGCUAAACAAUAGUGAAUGUGUUUUGGUGUUUUUAGUACAUUGUAGACUGCAGCAAGCUUAGCUGGUGUGAAAGUGACGUGCCAGAGAGCAACUGGAGUAAAUGUGCAUUUAACAAUGGUGUCCUUCACCUGAUGAUGUAAAAAGACUGAUAGGAAAGAAGACUCAGUACAAGGAUGUUGCAAGUAUGCAAGGGUGGAUUCAGGCCUUGUGAUGAUGCCUGAAUGAACACUUAUUGUGGCCAUGACACGGUCAUAGGAGUAGGUUUACUGUCGCCUUCAUGGGAGGUGUAUUUCUUGUGGCAGCCAGCUGGAACAGUGUGUGAUCUAAUCCUUGCCUGCGAAGACUUGCUGGCUUCAUUUACACAGCUGCAUUCUACUCUGUCCGAUUACUGACGGUGCACAUGUUUCUGCAAAAGUGAAGUGUUUUCAGGGCAUUUGCUCUUUGAUCAGUGGCAUCCUGUAAUGCAGGCCACUGCUGCACAUGCUUUUAUUCUUACUCUGGUGAAGGAGUCUGUCCCUGUCAGAAAGCACUUGAGGAGAAGACUCUUGAACUCUCGCAACUCCUGCGAAAAGCCUCAGCAUUUUCGUCAUACCUUAGACCUGUCAAUCAUUUAGUCAUCGUGACUGAAAUCAGUCUGCAGUUCUUUGACUUCAAGAAUGUGAAUAUAGUAUUUGCUGUGGUGCUUAGCACAAUGAUUCAUUUUCAAGUACAGUCAGACCUUGGCAUAACGAGCCUCGAUUUAACUAAAUUCGCGAUGUAGCGAUUUUUUUUUUUUCGCAAUCCUAGUUCUACUGAAUUUAAGAAACUUCGAAUUAAUAAAAUUCGCGAUAUAACGAAGUUUUUCGCUGCAAGUACAACUUCGUUAUAUCGAGGUUCGACUGUAUAAGUGAACCUGCAUCAGUGGCUGUAGCAUUCUGAUGAUGGAUGAGGUCCUGAGUUUGUUUUCUGGCAGUUACAGCCGUUUUUCAAAAAGUAUGGAAUGCAGAAACACUUGUGUACCAAGCUUUGAGUGCACGUUAAAAGGUCCCAGGUGGCCAAGAUUAAUCUGGAGCCCUCCAUAACAGAAUCUCUCAUAGCUGCUGUGUUGCUUUGGCGCAUUAAACUCCUUCAACCGCCCAAAUUUUAAUUGCCCAAUGCAGUUAUGGUAAUUAUUGUUUUCAUUGUGUCCUUAACAACUAGGUCAAAUUACUUUUGUCUCAGCCAAGGUAAGGCUCAGUAUUGAUGUAUGUAUAUUUUGACACUGUCACCAUAUGCACCAAAUUACACUGCCUGUUAGCGUACACUGAUUAAGGAUCUUCCUUCCUAUCGCUGUCAUCUUUCCAUCCCUUCUCCUCCUUCCCCACGCUGCUGACCAAUGUUCAAGUGUCGGCUGUGCACUAGAGUGUUACGGUGCAGUCAGCAGGCUUUCCUCUUCACUGUCAACCAAUCUCUCUCGCUCUGUGGAACACGGUUGCAUUGUGUUUUGCUUUUGGGCAUGUCUUCGAUGGUUACAGGAGGAGAAAGAAAAUGGGCUGUGUGAACGAAGUCUUACACUAGUCAAGGUUGAUGCAUUGGUGCGAACCACUUUAGGCUCUGUUCAACUCCGUUCACGUUCCAGGCAUAGUGAACUGAACUGCUGUUUAACAAAAGGAGUUCUGAAAAGACCUGGCUCAUCCAUUUACAAUUUGAAAUGACAUAAGCACACAGUAGAGUUGCGCUGCACUAUUUUCUUGAGAAACAAGCUUGCACCGUUUUCAGAUCUGCUGAUGAGGGCUUUGCCAGUGAGGAUUUGCAUCCACGCUAUCUUAUUUUUUUUUUUACGGCAUACUGUAGAUGUUCACUUGAUACUGUGGAUUUUCGCUCAACGCAGAAGAUUGCGUUGAGGUGCUAUCUUUUAGAAGAUGUUUGUUCGAAAAUUGUCCACUUGAUUCCUCUCAUCAUUGCAGCUAUCAUUCACGCUGCACGGCACAUGCAAGCCUUUGAAGCUGUUUGCAUAUUUGUAAUGUGGUUCGUCACGAGCAAUAUUGCUUUGAAGCAUGGAAGGCAUAUCAGAUUGCCAUAUCAAACCAUUGUAAGCUGCCGUGUGAGGCAGUGGAGAACAGCACAAGUCAUUUUGCGAGUGCUUACUGGUUAAUCGCCGCGAUGACAAUAGCGUUAGACCAAGCAGCGCUUGAAAGCACUCAUAUGAUACCUUUUAUGCGAACUGGAUUAUGACCAUGUUUACUAUGCUAGAGUUGAAGGGUGAUAUGUAUUUCUCAUGCACACUACCAUGGACAGAUGAAGCGCAAACAGGAAAUAUAAAACAUAAUCGAUGCAGGAAGUUUGUUCGUGUAUUUCAUACGAAGAUGCAGUUUCUAAUCUCAACUAGAGAUGAUUUAUGGCAUGCCUAUGAUAGGGCACAAUAAGAUCCUGAAGCAUCAUCUUCCAGUCUGACCAUUCCAAUUAUAAUUUUCUCAUUUGUGCUUCAUUUGUCCGUGGUAGUAGAACACUGUCUGGUCUUGUGUAGAAAUAUGCCCAAUCGCAUUUUCGUUAGAACAUGCCUGUUUAUCAGGAUAUUGCGCAAAUCCUAGGUAAUUUCAAGAAUGGGACACAUGUGAAGAUAAAAGCUAAUGUCUCCUGCACAUGACAUCAUACACACAGUUUUAGGAACGACCUCUGUGACCUCUUCCCAUUCACCUAGCAGCACCGGGUCCCUCUGUCAAUGUCACGAUGUCAUUUUUUUACAUGCUCAUUAUUUUUGCUUCCUAUCACUCGCAGUUGCUUCUCUGCUAUGGAUAGCAAGUCACGGAAGCAAUAUGUUAUGGGUUAAUAUUUUAACUGCAUAAAGCAUGACUUAUUAACAAGUUGCAUUAACACCGUGCAAAUUUGAUGUGAUUGUCAGCUGACAACUACUAACGGUUUUGGAAAGCCUGGAUGCAAAAUCAUGUCGCUGUGCUUAAAACCACUUGUACCGCAACGUGGAUGCAAUGCCAGUGUUAACGGCAUCAAGGGAGGCUAUUUAUGCUUGUGUCGCGUUAAAUUGUUUAGUCACUGAACUUAUGAAAACCCACUUAUAUCCACCAAAACGACUCACUGAUUAUGGCAUUCUCCUGCUAAGCAUGAGGUCGCGGGUUUAUUGCUACAGCAUUUGCAUUCCAUUGGGGACAGAAUGCAAGAAUGCUUGUACACUUAUACUUAGUUCAUUGUUCAAGAAUCCUUAGGCGGUGAAGGCUAAUCGGGAGCUGUUUGAUACAGCAUUUCUCUUUACCCCGUGUGUGGUCGAGGAUCUUAGGCUCGGUACAGUUAUUCAACAGUCAAGCACCGUUUAGUUGUUAUAUGUUGUCGUAACUGUUCCCUCGUGUUGUUUUGUGUGGCUAGUAGCUUAUGUUGUGUAUGGGGAGCGGGGGGGCCAUUCGAUGGUGCUAUUACACCUCACUGACUUGAACACGUCAUUAACUUUAGUUACCAUUCGUUGUAGCUGCGAGACGAUGUUGAACUAAAUCAACUUGCGACGAUGAGUGCAAUGCAUGAAUAUUGUUUGUAGCCUGCCAUGAACCUUGUGCCUCGGUGCCCUCUUCCUUGCCAUGCGAUGGUGUUAUGUGAUGACGUCACGAUGACGUCGUGUGAUGCGUCAUGCUUCUAAUGCAUUCCUGAUAAAUUGCUACUGGAGUGUUUUUGUGUCUGAAAACUGAGGUGUUCGUGCAUGCAUGUGUCUGUGUGCUAUCGCCUCCACUCAAGGUGUGUGCCUUCUGCAACAAGCUCAUAGUACAAAUUUACCGAAAAUUGUAGACAGCGCACAGAUGUGACGCUCCCACUCGGCAAGAGUGCGCACAUUUUUUUUUGACGUUGUGAAUCUACUGCGAUUGUUUGCCCGCAUUUUUUCUGUGUUUAUUGCUUGUCUUACUAAGCUUAGCGUGUGCUACGUGCAGUAAGAAUUGCUAAUAUGUGAAGUUUCAUAUAGUAGUCAAAUAUAUUACAUUCUGAAUCAAAGUAGCCAAUUUGAGAAUUUGGUGUUUGGUGUCUGUGAGUAUAUUCGAUUAUGACCAUAUGUGCAGUAUUACGAUGAUUAAUGAGUCUGGACAGCAUUAAAAAUGGUCUCUGCACAUUCUCAACAGGUUGGAUAAAGUGUCGAUGUUAGUUGUGCAAAUGUUCAGGAACGUAAAAAAAGAAACUGACAGAAAGAAUGCCAACUGUCCAUUUCUUUUCUUCGUUUCCUAAACCUUUGCACCACUAACACCGACAUUGUACUUUGCUUAAUGUGUCCAUGCACCAUAAGCAAACCGGGAAAUGUGAAGACCAACACCUUGCUCACUUGCAGACUUUGCUCAUUUUCAGCCUGACCGAUUGAAUAGACUUCAUAAAGUGUUGGGCGUGUCAAAGGAUGUCAGGGACCCGCAUUCACAAUGUUUCUCUCGCACAAGAGCGUUGCCUCAUUGGCUGGCGUUUGGGUACUUGCCACUUGCGAUAGUGAUCGGUGUUAUAACGGGAAGAUUACCGCGGUGAUGAUCACUUGCAGACAGCACUCACGAAUGAAAUAUUUCCUGAAUACAGGACUAAAUAUUUUCUCUCAUUUUUUUUUAUGUUGUCACGUAUCCUCUCCAUGCUUGAAUCCGUUUCUACUUCUUGAGAAAUGCAAAAUAUGAUCGGCAAUUUGAUAUUCCAGGCCUGGUAUUUUUUUAGAUAUUUAUUUUGAUUUAAAAGUUUUGAUUUUGGAGCAUCCCUAAUGUGCAGAUUCAGCAACUAGGUCCGCGCCGAGUGCUGGCCAUAAGUUUUUUUUUUUCUUUCAAGCUGUUUUCAGCGGAUGACAUUGUGGCUAACAAUAAAGUGAACUCACACAAUGAACCCACGUAAUAGCCGCAGUUCCAAUACAACAAAAUUUGGGAAGGCCUUCACAACCUUCUACAGCUACAGAUCAUGGCACAGCAAGCAUGUUGCCAGUAGCGCAAAGGGACACUAAAAACAAAUAGUAUUAAGUUACUGCAGUAUUAAAAGAUGCUUCUGAAGUGGAAAAAUGGCUUUCACCAUUAGAGGAGGCUUGAAAAGCUGGAAAAGCGGCCAAAAUUAAAGGCCAGUGGCUAAGGGACCCUAAGGUUUCUGAACUAAUCAGCUGUGAUAACACGAAUUUUGACAGUGUCUUCUCGGGCCUAGGUAUAUUUUAAUCUGUAAACUUUGGACUACAUGGCAUUCUAGGGAAGCCAGAAGUAUAACUCAACAAGUUUCCUAAACCUUUGCUAUGCCGCAAUAACCCCCAUAUGAAAAAAAAUAUACUUUGAAAUUUGUUGUACCGGUGCCAAGGCGCUGGUGGGAGAUAUCUAAGAGAUGGAAGUGCGGCCGUCAUUUUAUUUCUUCUAAUAAUCAAACUGUUACCGCAAAAUGAACGAAAAAGUAGUAUGCAGUGGUAAUUUUUCAGUUUAAAGAUUCCUUUAAGGGGGUGUAACGUACCUGGCUGUUUUGCUGUGAGCAAAAAGUGAAAGAAACAAGGCGGUGCAUAGCAUGAGCCCAAAGUGAUAGUAAGUUGAUGAAAGCAGCUUGCAGUGCCUAAUCUUUUUUUUUUUUAUAACAUUCUCCACUUUCCCCAGAAUCAAUGCUGUUUCUAGAGCAGUAGUACUGCAAGGACAACAGAAAAUAAACCUGAAAACAAAAACAAAAAAACAUAACAAACCUGUGCACGAUGCAAGGAUUUAAAAAACAAAGAAAUGAACAACCUUUGUAAAUCUAUGCAAAUCUGAGCAACUUGCACAACUGCCAUCAGGCUUAACACGACCAUUCUUCAGCAGCUUAACGUUAUCAAAACAAGGCCUGUAAGGAGCAAAAAAUGAGACGCUUUGAAAGGAGGAUGCAUUAAGCUAACUCAGUCAAGCACCCCAACCAGAAUUCGCCAGCACCCUCCUCCGCAGGAGAAAAAGGCAGCUGAAGCGUGUUUUGGUCAAGUAUGGCGGAAGGUGUAUAGUUGCAGACAAAACUAAUUGGGACUCUGGAGCUGUGACCAAGCUGCAUCCCAGCACCUUCAAGCAACCUCGGGGUGUCAUGCAUGCAGGCAAAUCGUUGCCACUAACGAGAUCGCACCUCUCGAUUUGUUUAUUUACCUGUGCAUCAGUGUCUCUUGCAGCGUCUGCAGCUGAACACUCGCUAGUAUAUAAGCGCUGAUAGCAUAGCUGCACUUGGUUGUGUCAUGAGGACAUGUUUACAGCCCACGCAAGAUGCAAGAACAGCUGUGCUACCAGCACCGUCACGCUACUGAGUGUACAUUUGCAGAAGCUGCAAGCGACACUGAUCCACAGGUAAAUAAACAAAUCGAGAGGUGUGAUCUCGUUGUCAGCGCCGAUCAGCGUGUCUGCGUGAUCCAGUUUCUUGCUUUUUCACCGCGAGGCUGUGCUAGAGGGCGCUGGGAUGCAGUUUGGCCACAGCUCUCAUGUUCCAAUUACUUUUGUCCACACCUGUACAUUAAGGGCAGUAAAGCCAUAGACAUGUAGUGCAAUAUCUUUUGCUGUACCUGAGUUGUUUCCCAACAUUUCACGACAGAAAGUCUAUACACCUCUCUUGUGCACAAGGUCCUAUGCACAUUUUAGUAAGUGCACCCACAAGCUCCCGAUUGCCUCACUAUAUCCAGUGUGACUCUUUCGCUAUAUCUCAAGUCUUUUUAAUCCUGUCGCUAAACCUGGGCUUUUAAGUCCUUCUAUAGUGUUCACUGCAUUCUGUUAUGCUGCCAUGGCUCCUCUGUUCUGUGCCAGCUCUGCUCUAGCAACCAGAACACUUGGCCUAAAGCAAUGUGGCGUUGAGCUAGUAAGUGAUCUUCAGAAUCAAACAUGUUGGGGAUUGAAGAGACAACACAAAUGAACAAUGUGGAGCAUUGUUGCCCAUCUCCUUCUUUCUGGUGGGUGUAAUGCACCCAACAUGUUCAGUUCUGCAGUAUGCUUGUACCUCCUCAAUGUUAGGCUCGCAACGACGACAUGCUGUACAAAAACCUGCGUGAAAACUCCUCUACGUAGCUUUGCAUUUAAAAACACAUUAUAACAACUAAGUGGCUCGUGGCAUUCUGCUGCUGAUCGUGACGUUGCAGGUUCGAUUCCCUCUGGCGUUCUGUUAUGGGUGGAAUGGAAUAACAUACUGUGCUUUGGGCACACAGACAUUAAGUGCUAAAAUUUAACAAACUGUGUUUCAUUGGAAAAGAGGUUGUUGUAAUCAGAGGAUGGGCAUAUUUAUUGUCACUUGGAGCGAGUGCACUUGUCAUUCACAGGCUGUUAGGUGGAGAGGUUCAGCGGCCUUCUGUGCAGAACACACUCGCUAGUGAGUGCGUUCGGUGAAUGCACUUCAGUGCAUCGAAGCGUGUAGCCACAAAAGCAGUGUUUCAAUAACAACUAGAAUAAUGCUCAAUGCUGGGUCGAUACUAAUUUUGAAAACACCAUUUUUUUUGUGUGUGUUCGUGCGGUUUCAAGUUGUCAUAAGCAUCCACUUGCCGUUUGCUAUGAAAACCCUCUCAUUUUCGAGGCGCAGACGCUUUGCCACCUUCAGGACUUCAAGAGACAAUAUGCAAAAGUCUGUAAGCAGGCUUUCCCACAGAGCUGACUUUCCCUAACCAAGGUGGCUGCGUCCCAGUUAGUAGCGCUGUUAAAGAUGAGAUGCAUUUUAAAACAGGACGGUGGCUGGCCCACAUGUUGAUACUUCAGUUACAAUUGUAGCCCGAGGUCUGCCAUCUUGGUUGCGUCAAAGAAGGUGUGUGGAAUAGCGCACUUGCAGGUUUUGCAUAUCGUUCAUUCUGAACUUGCAACGUGUCACUCCCGUAUCGGAUGCUUUGCUGUCUUGCCUUGUGAUGAUAGAUCGUGUUGUUAUUUUGCAAUUAUUGCAUAAAAUAACAAAUAUAUAAUGUAAAGGCUGAUUUACCCAUUCACACUGCUAUUAAUUCCAAAAGACGCUUUCCUCUCGCAUGUAGCAGCAUGCCGCCGAAGUGACACUCGCUGUGUAGCAGUUCCCUUGCUCAUAGUGUCACUAAAUUUGCUUGUGUGACUGAGUAUUAAUUUGGUCAAUGUUAGUGGUUUAUAGUGAGCUUUCCAUCUAGGUGGGGUCACUCAGUUUUGCCUGCUUGGUCUAAAACAACUCGUGAUUUCAGUUAAAUACACACGCUGCUCAUGGUUCAAUCUUAACCAUUUUUAUGUACUGACUGUACAGCGUGUGGUAGUUCUCAGCCUCGUGAUGUGCUUGUUAAUGGAAAGCUGCAUUUAUUCAGUGUUGUACUGAAUCAUGUUUGCAUUUGUUUGCUGGUGCGAUGCAACUCAUGUCAAUUGUAGUGCCCAAACCUAAUUUUAACUUUGUAGGAGUGUUAAAACUACAGUGUGUGAAUUUAUGUUGACCUUUCUUACUGUCAAUUUGGCAUACUUGAAUCAUAUGAAGCAUGCAUCAGCUGUGAGGCAGUUUCAAUGUACCAUGUGCUGUGCCAUGAUCAGGAAAGCCUACAAAUUCUGUCAGCUCACACGUCUGCUGAUUGUCAUUUCAGCCUCGACUGUGUCAAGGCUGUUAUGUCUGCACUGCUGUUUAAUAUGUGGCAUCUAAUCUCUUUUGAGAAUUAUUCUUUUUUGUAGAGAUCAUCUCUUGCUGUCUCGUGUUCAGUACAACCCGAUACAAGUCAUAAAGAUAACGCAACACUGCGUGUGGUAAUGGUGGUAUGUUAGGCAAUCUGUGUUUUGCAAGUGCUGAAAUGUGUGGAUGUGAAAUGAAAACAAGAGUGUGGUGUCAUGACAAAAAGCAAAAUCAAAGGAACAUUCUGUGUAUUCAGUAAACGAAACAAAUGAAAAAUGGUGCCUGUGAAAACAUGAGUAAAUAUAAAUGCUGCAUGAAUGUGUAUUGCAAACAUACUCGAUUAAUGGCAUCAAUUUCGUUUUUGCUCAUUUGAGGCAGCUAAAUGUAUGAAUGUGUGACCCAAAAGGGGUUUAUCCGAUCUACCACUUGCUGUGUCAUUAUUACUUUGAUGCUUGUUUUUUUCUUUCAUUUGUAAUUGUCAAGUGCUAAUGUCGUUUUGUUUAUUAGCCUACAUCGAGCUUAUCUGAAGUGCAAGCUGGCUGCCUGCAUAAUUCAAAACGUUUACACUGUUGUCUGACUGAAAGUGUUUUGCAUGUUUCGACUCCUUUCGUUCCAUGUUGUGCUUUGGCAUCUCUUGCCCAUCGUGUGGUAGUAGACCAACUGCCAUUGCUUGCGUGAGAGUCAUUCUUGCAACUUUUUUAAAAAGACCACUGUUGAAUAUUAGAGACUGGCAGCAUUGAGUAGUAGUCAUAUGAGCAGCCAUAGCGGCUAGUGGGGAUGAAGAGUUGAGAUGGGCAGUGUGUGAGCACAUGCAGUGAAUCUCAUUUUAGCGGUAGCAGGACUGCGGUGUCUCUUUUAGGCAGCAAGUACAACCUUUAGGCCAACGUCGUUUUCAUAUGCUUAGGAUCCCUACGAUAUGUUAUCCAAGAUGUAGGAGGAUAUAAGUAUUAUAUAGGAUAACUUUGUUUUCAAAUGUUCAAAAUACCUACACUAAUGAAGUUAUCCUAAGCAUGUGAGCAUAUAAACUUACAGGAUAACUUUUUUCAUAUGCUUAGGAUACCUGCGAUAAUGAAGUUAUCUUAAGCACAUGAAACUUUAUUUCAUUUGCUUGCAUAUGAAACAAUAUGAAAAGAAGUUUCAGAUGCUUUGUUUUGAAGUUAUUCUAAGCAUAGAAAACAAAGUUUACUAUGCUUGGGAUAACUUUGUUUUCAUAUACUUGCAAGGUGUUCAGCAAGAUAGUCAUUAUGCAUUGUUUGCAACAUUAUAUGCGAUUUCUGUGUCUCGCAGAGUGCAAUUCUUUACUUCCUGUAGCAAGCUAGGAGUAACUUUCUUUCCAUUUUUUUUUUUGUGUCUUGUGCAUUUCUCUAGAGAACUGCAGAUGCUCAUGUAGACCUGCAUUUCACAUUCCCUCGUCGACAAAGCAUAGCCAUCUAACCAUCGACCUUUUUUUUUAAUACAGUGUGAAGACAAUGCUUUGUGUGAUCUUAUAGCAGUUGUGUUAAAAACAAGUCCUGUAUAGCACACUGCACCAGAGAAUUUAUAUUGAGCAGUACACAUUGCAACGAUAAACUGGUUGCAUAAUUCUAAAGUUGGCUUCUUACACAGAAGCGUGGCUACAUUAGGAACAUUGACGGAGCAGAAUGUCUUACAGCCAGAAGUGUCAUGUGUUCUUUCUGCAUUUAAUAUGUUUAUCUGUAGGCCACCAAACUGCUAAAUUAAUCUUACACAAGCCGUGUAGUUGCUAUGGGUACCUGCGUGGAGUUUUCUUGCACAUUUCUUGUACACUCUUAAUAGAUACGAAGCGAAUUGCUGUGAAAGUAUAUUGGUUUUAACUGAACAUCCCCGUUAUCACAUAUGAUUCGGCUAGUUGGUGUCGAAACAUCUUGUGUCAAAGUGUGAAUGUUUAAGAACAAGACAGAAACAGGAAGACACUGAGGAUAUUGCAAGCAGUAUUAUUCUAAUAAAGGUGAUUCUAAACAGGCACCAAAGUGUAGUAAAAUGAUUUCAGCGCGUGACAUCCAUCUAUUAGAAGUGGUACCUAUAGGGCACGCCAGAGACUGAAGGCUCAGAUUGACUUAACGGAACUGCGAUGCAUAUAUGCACACCUACUGCUCCACUGUAAGGCACAGUCGCUGUGCAAGGGAGCCAACUUUAGAAUUGCCAUGUUUGUCUGUACUUUCAGUCAAGUGUUGUGUGUUCCCGCAUCGUCUUUUCGAGGAUAUUUCUUUCAAGCUCAGUGACCACUGUGGAAUACACUACUGAAACUGGCUAUGCUUGUGUGUGCCUUUUGUAUGCACUUUUUUUGCCAGCUUGGAUGCUGCUGACAGAACACUGUACAAAAUGGAGAGGAAUUAAAAUGAAGUGCUUUCAAAA
This is a messenger RNA of Dermacentor silvarum, 12331 nucleotides long. RefSeq lists its product as uncharacterized. The coding region runs from base 486 to 1187 and encodes 233 amino acids. The transcript is spliced from 4 exons. Lineage: Eukaryota; Metazoa; Arthropoda; Arachnida; Ixodida; Ixodidae. The record is from RefSeq and is a predicted model, not a curated record.